AUGCUGCUAAAAUAUUUAGGUACCGUCAUGCCGGCGCAGGAGUUGGAAAACAGAGUGGUUGGCAUAGCAUGGUCACCAAACAACUUAAAGCUGGCCGUAGCAUCCUCGGAUCGUUCCAUUUAUCUUUUUGAUGAGAAUGGUGUGAAACGCGAUAGAUUCUCCACUAAGCCUGUCGAUCCCAAGUUUGGCAAGAAGAGCUACAUGGUAAAGGGAAUAGCCUUCUCUCCAGAGUCGACGAAGAUCGCAGUUGGCCAAACCGACUGCAUUGUAUACGUUUACAAAAUAGGAGAGGAUUGGGGUGACAAAAAGGUAAUUUGCAACAAAUUCAAACAAAGUGCAGCGGUGACUUGCCUGAUCUGGCCAGUGGACGGUCCGAUUAUCGUAGGAUUGGCGGAUGGGAAAGUACGUGCGGCUAUGAUCAAGUCGCAGAAGGCGCAAACCUUAUAUACCUCCGACGCUAUGACAAUAGCUCUGGCUUGCAACGUCCGCGGCAGCGGCUUCCUGUCGAGCCAUGCCGACGGCAGCAUUAUCCGGUACUACAUCGCCGAAGACGGCAACGCGGAACCGUCGGGACGCGUGUGUGUCCACGGAGUGCCCGCUUACGCCCUGGCAUGGCCGCAGUCGCACAUCCUGGCAGCAGGUUGCGACAAACGGCUGACCAUGUACGACCCGUACGGUAAGCCGGUCAAAACCUUUGACUUCAGUCGGGACUCCCAAGAGAGAGAGAUCACUGUGGCCUGCUGCAGCCCAAGUGGCCAGAGCGUCGCCGUAGGCUCUUGGGACAAAGUGCGUAUCUUCGAUUGGACACCACGUAGAAGUGUCUGGGAAGAGACCAACGUGCGCGACUUGCCCAACUUCUACACCGUCACAGCGUUAUCCUGGAGACGAGACGGCUCGAAGCUGGUGGUUGGGGGAUUGUGCGGCGGCGUCGAGCAGUUUGAGACUAUUUUGAGACGCACAGUGGUCCGCGGCAGUCACGAGGUCGCCUACGUGGGUCCCAGCCAGGUAGUGAUCCGGCCUCUGAGCGACUCCUCGCAGCGUCCCAUCAUCAUCAGGUCGCAGACGGGUCAAGAGAUCGAGGAUGUACGUGUUCUAGGUCGCAGGGACAACAAUGUGGUUGCUCGAACAGCGCGCACUUUAUUGAUCGGCGAUAUUGAGCUAGGUCUGAUCAGCGAGAUCCCGUGGGAGGACCGGUCCGGCAAUGAAAAGUUUUUCUUCGAGUAUCCGGUCGUAUGCCUGAUCUUUUGCUCAGGCGAACUAACGAUCGUUGAGUAUGGUCAAAACGAGGCGCUUGGUUCCGUGCGAACGGAGGCGGUGAACCCGCACGUGGUCAGCGUGCGCGUGAACGAACGUCCCUCGGUUGGCGGCGAAGACAACAAGAAGUUGGCCUAUCUGCUGGAUCCCAGAACUGUUCGCGUGAUUGACCUGCUAUCUGGUGCGACCAUCAACACGAUCGUCCAUGAUGCUCGCAUCGAUUGGUUGGAGCUCAGCGAGGCUGGUCAUAGAUUGCUAUCGCGCGACAAGCGAGGUCGUCUUUGGCUAAGCGAUGAUGAGGGUGACAGAGUCUUGUUGGUGACAGGGGCAUCCUUUGCAUCUUGGGUUACUGGUAGCGACGUUCUCGUCGCUCAAACAGGUCAAACCCUGGCCGUUUGGUACAACGUGGAUGCGCCAGAAGCCGUUACACUGACGUCGAUCAAGGGCGACAUAGUGGACAUUAUCCGAGAGGACGGUCGAACGUCCGUGAUGGUGGAGGAGCACGGUGUCAAAGUGGCAUAUCAGUUGGACGAAGGACUGAUCGAGUUCGGCACUGCGUUGCAUGACAGCGAUUUUGGCAGAGUCAUCCUGUUCCUGGAGAAUAUGGGCGACGGUCCGCAGGUGGAGACCAUGUGGGAAAACGUAGCCAGGAACGCGAUGAAUGAGAGAAAGCUCGCGAUAGCUGCCAGGUGUUACGCUGCGAUGGGCGACGUGGCUUGCGCGAAAUUUCUGAAAGAGACUGCCGAGAUUGGUGAAAAAUACGCCAAGGAGACGGGCAACGAACCACUGGCCAGUCCGGACUGUUGGGCCCGAAUGGCCAUACUGAAUGGUGACCUGAAAACCGCUGAGGCAAUUUAUUUGGAGCAGAAUGAACUGGACAAAGCGUUAGAUAUGUACCAGCGCUACUGGCGCUGGGAAGAUGCUCUAAACUUAGCCCAGAGUCGUAACUGGAGUGGUUUAUCAGAGCUGCGGGACCGUCACUUGGCUUGGCUGCUGGACAGUGGCCAAGCGGCCCGCGCGGCUUCCAUCAUAGAGACCACAAAUCCCAAGAGAGCUGUGAAGCUUUAUCUGGAGGCUCGCCGACCCGGACGAGCCGCCAGAUUGGUGCUUGCCGACAAUGAGUUACUGGAGGACGAAAGAAUCGUCGAAGAGAUCAUUAGCAGCCUUAAGGCCACCGACCUCGCGGAACUCGCUGGAGAAUUGUUGGAGAAGACCGGCGCCGGUUCCGAGGCGAUUAAGUGUUACGCCCAGGCCGGUGUCUUUGCCAAAGCUCUCGACUUGGCGCGCAAAAUCGAUCCCACCUCGGUGGUCGAACUCGAAAGAGAUUGGGGAAAACAUCUGUCAGCGAGUGGUCACUACGACGCCGCUAUCAAUCACUUCAUCGAGGCAGGAGAAACUGUAUUAGCACUGAAGGCCGCUAUCAACGCGCGACAGUGGAGAAAGGCUUUACAGAUUAUUCAGGUGAUUGAGGACGAUGAUCCGGAGAUCCGUCAGCAAUGCGAAAAGCUGGCCGAAUAUUUCUCGUCGAUCGGCGAACGGAGCUUAGCGGAGAGCCUCUUCAUUCGCGCCGAAAACUCCCGACGCGCCGUGGAGAUUCACAUCCAGUCGGGCGACUGGAUGCGUGCGCACCAGGUUGCCCAGGAAUACAUGAAGGGCGACGAGGCCAACGAGGUGCUGGCGAAGCACGCCGACAACCUGCACCAGACCGGCGAGCUCCGUCACGCCGAGUCUCUUUAUGUCGCGAUCGGCGAUCACGACGCGGCAAUCGCUAUGUAUCGCAAAGCGGGAAAUCGCAGCGACAUGAUUAGAUUAGUCGCGCAGCAUCGGCCAGAUUUACUUCAGACUACUCACACGCAUCUGGCGAGAGAACUAGAUGCAGCCGGCAAGCCGAGAGAAGCUGAAGAGCACUUUUUAGGUGCUGGCGACUGGCGCGGAGCGGUUACAGCUUACAGGUCUGCGAACAUGUGGGAGGAUGCGCUGAGAGUCGCCAAGAAGGCUUCGGGAGAAAAGGCAGCGCAGCAGGUUGCUUUGAUGUGGGCUCGAACGUUGGCACCAGAACUAGGCGCGAGACUUCUGAUGCGACUCGGUUACUUGGAGCCGUGUCUGCAAUUAGCGUGCGAGGCCAGCUUGUUUGACUGGGCUCUGGAGAUCGCCAAGUACGGCACGGUGGAUCAGAAGAAGGAGGUUCACUACCGCUACGCAAUGGCGUUGGAGGACGAGGGCCGUUUCGCCGAGGCCGAGAAGGAAUUCGUGCAGGCCGGCAAAACUAUGGAAGCGGUGCAGAUGUACAUCCACAGCCGCGACUGGGAGUCCGCCGAGGACGUCGCGCAAUCGCACAGCCAGGAAGCCGUGGCACAGGUCUUGAUCGCACGAGCCGGUGAGGCCGCCGAAGGGCAAGAUUACGCUACAGCAGAAACUCUUCUGCUAAGGGCCCACAAGCCAGAAAUGAUAAUAGAGCAUUACAAGACAGCCGGAAUGUGGUCCGAGGCACUGCGAGUGUGUCGAGAAUAUCUGCCCAGUCAAGAGGCGGCACUGCGUAGGGAGUUAGGUCAGAGAAGCGCGGGACUGGAUGGGGCAAACGCGUUGGAGGAAGCUCGGAAGUGGCUAGAUCUCGGGGAGGUGCGACCCGCCCUGGACACACUGAUUCUGAAUCCACAGGCGCCGAGAUCGUAUCUCAUCCGUGCGGCCGACAUCCUUUUACAUCAGGCUGAUCCCGAAACGGCGGCGGAAAUCGGCGGUGACCUGGGCGCGCGUUUGUUUUCCGUUGGUGAACACGCGCUCGCCGCUCAGGUGUUUCUUCAAGCGGAUCGAUUGAAGGACGCAGUGAGUUCGCUGGUGGCGGUCGGCGAAUGGGAUCGCGCGCGGCGAAUCGUCCGCGAGCUCGCUCCCGAUCUCGAGCAGUAUCUAGAAGAGAAAUAUCGGGACGCCAUGGCGAACGAGGGCGAGAUGGAACGGCUCGCGGAAGUGGACGGUAACGCCGCCCUCGAGGUGAUGGCGCGGAAAGGUCAAUGGAGUCAGGUAUUCGACGCCGCGAGCUCGCAGAGUCCGGAGGUGCUGCACAGAUUUGUGGCACGGCGUGCCACGCAGUUGCUGAAGAACGACGCCGCGCCGCAGGCGUUGCAGCUUUACGCGCAGUACGGCGCACCCGCGAUCUCGCAGAAUUUUAAUCUGUAUCUGCAAUUGGCCGAGAAUAUCCUGAAUGCAGCGCAGCAGGAUUACAGAUAUCUGGCCCAACUCCGUGACGUUCUACACGGCCUCUACCGCUCGUCACCGUCCUCCGACAGAUUCGAGCACCUUCUGAAGGCCGCUCACUUCUCGGCGGUGAAGCACGGCUGCCGUUCGUUUCCGGCGCUUUCCGGCAUCGCGGUCAAGGCGUCGGUCAGCCUCCUGCGGUACACCGACCUCCUUUACGCCGACAAAUACUACUACGAAGCCGGUAUCACAGCCCGUACCGCUGGGCUUCUGAGCGAAGCCUUCGUUUUCCUCAAUCAUUUUCUCGAUCUGGAGGAGUGCAUCGAAGAGGAAGGCGACGGCAACGUCCUAGACGUGGACGAUCUACGCGUCACCGACUUUCCGCUGGAGGUCCCACUUCCGGAAAGAGUCGGAGUCGCGCCGGAUCAACGCGAGGAGGCGAGAGAGUGGGUGCUGGCGGUGUCCAUGGACCAAAAGAUCGAGCAGGGUCUACCGGUCGACCAGAGAGGCGUCUACGUCGGUUCCCUGACGUCGCCGACAAACUCCGGCGCGCCUCUUCAGCAGUGCGUGAUCACGGGUUAUCCGGUGCGCGGCCCAGUUGUCAGAUUCGAGGAGACCAACCGCGUGGCCGAUCGCGACGACUGGACCAAGUUGAUCAACUCGGCCAGACAGGCAUCCCCGGAUUCGCCGCUGAACGAUAUUUUAGUAUUUCUUCAGGAUUGGUGCGGCACGGCACCCAAAUACUCGUUUUAAAAGCAAAAGCUUCAGGUUUCAAUCGGAAGUUAAUGAAGAUAGAGGAUAAUAUGAAAGAAAAAGAUUUUAAAAAUUUGUAGUUUUCUAGAAGCUAAAAUAAAUGUAAUAAUAAAUGUAUUAUAUUGUAAAUAUAAUAAUAAGUGUAUUAAUUGAUAUGCACUUACACUUUUAAUUAGCGGUGCAUACAUAAUAGCGUUAUUGGCAAUGUGUCUCGUUUCAUUUAGCCGCGAUUUAAAUCACCUUCAACAAGAGAUUUAUAUCCUUCAUUGAGAAUUCUUUUUCAUUUAGUUAUUUAUAUAUUAAUUUAUUAUUUUCUGCCUCAAAUAUGUCUUCGAAAAGAAGAAUAUUGCGACGAAACAAUGUUAUAAUUCAUCAAAUUAUUUCCCGUUUUCAGCCAGAUAGAACGUUCGUCCUGCCGGGUGGCUCAUGAAGGGAUUUGAGAGGGUGGGCAACCGCAGAUGAUAAUUAACCGCUUAGCAAAUAUGCUCGGCUUUGGCGCAUUCCAUAAGCCAAAAAGCCGCCCGUGGAAUUUGGCGGUUCAAAGUAACGCAAAUACAUGCACACGUGCGCCGCACGUACACACGCGCGCGUCAUAUUGACUCAAAAUCGUAAACGGGCUUAAUACAC
Molecule: messenger RNA, 5826 nt
Organism: Wasmannia auropunctata (little fire ant)
Lineage: Eukaryota; Metazoa; Arthropoda; Insecta; Hymenoptera; Formicidae
Gene: Oseg2
Product: intraflagellar transport protein 172 homolog
Exons: 14
Coding region: 1-5199 (1732 amino acids)
Biological process (GO): intraciliary transport
Cellular component (GO): axoneme; intraciliary transport particle B; ciliary basal body
Molecular function (GO): protein binding
Source: RefSeq, a predicted model, not a curated record